UCAUCUUGUUAUCUUGUUCCAUUCUCUUCCUUUGACUAUCAACCAAAAUUAACUUUCGAUUAGCCUAAUUUAUAUAUUUUUUUACUGAUUUUCUUUUUCAUAAUAUUAUCUCUGUUAGUCAAUCAUCACGCCUCAUAUUUUUGUCUCUGUGUCUCACCCUCUUCUUUUAUCUUUCUUUUUUUCAUUCUCUUUCUUUUUCGGGUUUAUUCAUCUUCCCUAAUCUUCAUCUUUUCUCUUUCUCUUUCUCUCUUCUCUCUCCUUUUUACAUUCUUUUUUUCUUUCUCUUCUGUAUCAAUCACUUUUCGUCAUACCUAUUAUCCUCUUGAUUUCUCUUCUUGCAAUAUUCUUGUUCUUCUUGUGGUCAUCAUCAUCUUCCAUCUUCACCUUUUCUCAUUUUCACCAUUUUCUUUUUACCAAAAAACUUGUCUUCAAAUUAUGUUGUCCCGUUAAUGGUCAAUCGAGGAAAUGUCCCUCGUUUCGCCAGAAUCUAGUCCUUCUUUACCUUCUAAACCAGUGGUCACACCUUUGCAAUCAGCUAAUUGUCAACUUAAUCAAACUAACAAUUGCAUCAAGCCCUCUGUGUCUUCUGCUUUCUCCAUCGUUCCUUCAUCAUCCAUCUCUCUAUCAUCAUCUUUAUCAUUAACCAAUCCAACAGAAGCUCAAACAACUACAGUGAACACUGAACGUCGUCAUUCUGAUGCAGGUUUCGUAUUCUCCUCUCUAAUUGGCAAAGACUCAACGGACUCAACUGAGUCACAAUUCAAGUUAACAACUUCAAACACUAUCACAAGUAAUAGUGGUACUGGUGGUGGUGGAACUGGUGAAGGAAAAACUGUCAACGGAAAUGAACUUAACUCAAAUGAAAUUACCCUUAUCGAUAGACUUACAAAGACAACAUCUAUCUGGUUUCUACCGGAUACUGGUCGAUCCUGUGUAACUAACCUUCUUGAAAGAAAAGAAAAUGGAUGUUUUAUCGUUCGUAAUUCAAGUAAAUACAAUUCAAUGGCCUUAUCGGUUAGAUUACCUGAAGGAAAAGGACCUCAUGUUGAACAUUAUCUCGUUGAAACUUCACCAAAUGGUUUAUUUCACCUUGAAGGAUCUGAAAAUUAUUUUACCAGUAUGACAUCACUAAUAUCUCAUUAUAGCAAUUGUUGUGAUGAGUUACCUGUCCGAUUAACUUUACCUAAUAAGUUAAUGAAUGCAAAUUUCGUUAAAUUAACAUCCUAUUCACUUUUGGGCCAAGAAUUUUGGCAUACACUCAAUCAAACACCUAAACGAGCUUUUGCCCCGAUCAUACGAAGCGCCAGUAAUGCGUCAAGUACCAACAAUAAGCAUAAAUUUACCAAUAAUAACAACAACAACAACAAUUUAAGUUUAACACUUUCAUUAAGUAUUAAACAAUUAGCCACUGAUGCCACCGAAAAACCUGCAAUUGAAGUAUCCAUUCAAUCACCCGAUCAAGGUUCUUACCGAAGUAACAAAAGUAAUAAUCUUUCAGGAAGAAGAAGACAAGUUCCCAAUUUAUCUUUAACCACCAAUAACUUAAAUCAACAACAAGCAUAUAUUGUUAAUGAAUUAACAUCUUCAGGAUCAUCAACCAACAUAACUUGUUUACCUUCAUCUUCAUCUUCAUCAACCUCUUCAUGUUCACCUCCAUCAACUUCACCUUCCAGAAUUGAUACCGAUGAAUUGAUGAUAGAUUAUAACAAUGAUCCUCUUGUGGAUAUGAAAAAAAGCUCAACUGUGCCAAUCAAUUUAGUCGAACAAUGUGAAAGUUCAGUGAAAAUCUCUGUGCCACCCAAACCUCCACCACGAUCAAGUAUCACUCCUUCCGGUGAGGGUAACAUGCAAAUCUCAAUUGCACCUCCAGUUCCUUCACGAACUUGCAAACCCUCAUCAAAGGCCAAUUCGAAAAGUUUCUCAUCAUCAACCAUCAAUUCAUUCAUUAAAAGUAUCUCCAUAGAAGAUAUUUUUUCUAAUAAAAAUCAAUCAAAUGCCAGUGAUGACGAGCUAUUAAUUGUAAAAGAAGAAGAAAUUGAUGACGAAGAUGAUGAAACAAUAGAUGAUAACAAUUAUUCAAGUAACAACAACAACAACAACAAUAGAAGUAAAAAUAGAAAUAAUAAUAUUAACAUGAGAAAUCACACCAACAAUUAUAAAGAUAACAAUUUAUCAAUUAGUCAGAGAAACCCUGAAAAUGGGAGUUCUCACAAUAUCUCUAGUCAAAGUGAAAACACCAAACCAAAUGAGACAAUGAAUAAUGAGAAAUCACCACGAGGUAUUGAAACAUUAAUUAAAUACUAUAAUAGUAAAGUUGAAGAUAAAUACAGUGAUUAUGAAGAUAUUUGGAGUUUCACUCCAAAGCCAUUUGAAGAUCGAAACAAAUUAUCACAACAACAACAUCAACAAGCCGAAAAAAAGGAAAAAGAAUCUCCAAAAGUUACUAAAUCAUCUCAAUCAUCAUCUGAAACUCACCAACAAAUUAAAAAGCAUAAACCAUCAAUAAUUGCAUCAAAUUCGAGGAUCAAAUCAACACCAUCAUCAUGUUCAUCACAUGGUUUUAAAAAAUCAAUUAUUACAUCUAAUUCAAAAUGUUGCUCUGCCAGUACUCAAACAGAUCCAAUGAAAUCAUCAUCCUGUCAUAAUGAUGAUCAAUUUAAUGAAAUAAUUAAUCGUUUCGAACAUCAUUCCCAUUAUGGUUCGGAUUCUAAUUUAACUCUUUCCUCGAUAAGAUCAACUCACAGUAAACAUAAUUUAUCCUUGGAAAGUUUAAUCUAUCUUAAUAAGGAUGCUCUUUCAAUUUAUGGUGAGGCCAGUGAUCUGGGCUUUCCCCUUAGUGGUGGUUCAAAUGAAGUUAAUCCACAAUUGGAAGAUGCUUGCACACAAAUUGGUAAUAGUAAAGCCAAUAAUUCAUCAUCAUCAACAUCUCAACAGAAGAGACCCCACCAAUCGGGGGGAAAUAAAGGAAGUGACCAAUGGACAAAAGGCAAACUGGGAGGAACUCGUGGUAAAGAUGGCGCUUGGUUGGUUGAUUCAUCAUGGAAAUGGCGUCGAUCUAAUAAUUAUCUUGAUCAAUCGGAUACCAUUAGUGUGACCUGUUCAAAUGCUGAUGAUACCGAUGAUACAACUUUAACAUUAAGAUCUCCACUUCGACGAAAUAAACGAUCUAACAAUUCUUCAUCUGAUGAUAAGCGAACUCUUGACCAGGAGAGAGCUGAUCUUAUUCGUUAUCGUCGAUUUAGUGCUCGAUAUGUUCUUGAAUCGGGCGUUGAAAGUGAUCCAGAAACUGCCGAUGAAGCGGGUACCAGUUUCGAGAAGAGUAAUCGUAAAGGGGAUGAGAGAAAAUCUCGUACUGUUGAAGAUUUAAUUGCACUUGAAGCUCCCGAGUUGAAAGUACCUAAAAUAGAGAUUGACACAAAUAUUAAUGUUAAUCUUGAUGACAGUUAUGAUAAUGUGGUCACUUUACGUAAACAUGAUAGAGAUGCGGCCACCCGAAAAGCAAACCGUGAAGAUUCAAGUAAAACAAGUGGUGGUACCAUGACCGAUACUGAGACGGUUUUCAAUGAACCUUGGGAUAGUGAAUAUUGGCGGAAAUUAAUCAGUGUAACUCCAGGAAAAUCAGAAAUACAGACGAGUUUAUCACCGGAAGAGGAAGAUAAUGAAGAAGAUGAAUCUGUUUCCAUUUAUGAUGAUCCCAAUGGUGCCUCAAGUUCAGCUCUUGCGAGUAAAUUUAUUGGCUCAUCAUCAUUAUCUUUAAUUACUGACGAUAAUGAUAAGUCAACUUUACUUAAUGAAUCAAAUAGUAAUAAAAGUAAAGUGAAAAAAGAAACCUCAUGUAAACAACGAAUAGAUAAUUUAGUUGAACGAUUAUCUUCAUUCAGUGGUAAAUAUAAUAAUGAUAAUGUGCUAAGUGGUAAUAGUGUUAAUCAACAACAACAACAACAACACCAACAUCAUCAUUCAUCAUCAACAAUAUUGUCUCAAAAUGAGUUGGGUCAUCAUCAUCACUCAUCGGAAAGAGAGUCAAUUGACAUAACUGAAAUAACCUCAUUCACCUCGGAAGCAGUUUCCGAUCUUUUAUCUUCCAUUUCAAUGCAUGAUGAAGCAAUAAUUACCAUGGAAUCAAAUUCAUCGACUCUUAAAUCACAAACAGUAACCACCACAACCUCAUCAACAAGCCACCGUAAUGAGCGCAUCUAUUCAGCGGGUAAAAGUAUCUGUGAUUAUAUUUUUAAGCUCACUGAAGAGGGUGACAAUACGUUUGCCAAAUCGGUGUCUCAUUUUAUUGAUUGUACAAAAGAUUUAACUCAAGUCAACCCACACGUUGUAAUGAGAAAUAUAAGACAAUUUAUGAAUGGAAUGAAAAAUUAUCUGGUUAAACAUGGGGAAAAAAAUUUCCUCGAAAUGAUCAGGGAAGAGCGAAAUAAACUUAAAAGUGAUGAAUUUCUCAAUAUUGACGCAAUAAUUGAGGGAACUCUUCAUAAGUUAAUAAUUAAACCGUUAAAAUCUCAUUUGGAUGGACUUUUCGUUGAAUAUUAUAAAACCAAUGGAUCACUUUCACUACUCUCUGAGAAUAUGAAAAAUGCUCAGAAGAAAAGUCCCACCGAGAUUGGUGUUCGUUCUGACCUUUAUCUUCCCGAUUCUAAAUCAAUGGCCAUUAUCCAGAGACAAUUUAAUUCAAUGCAACGAGCUUAUUCACCGCUUAAAAAGUUGGAACACUUGCUGGCAGCUAUAUCAUCAAUCUACAGUGGAGUUAAAAUUAGCACUCAGCAAGCAGUAAACAACUCAUCGGAAUCCAUGUCCAGUAGAGGAGGAGGUGGAGGCGGAAGUGGUGUUACUAAUAACAAUAGAAAAGCGGAGGGAAGCCAUUUAUCUAUUGGAGCUGAUGAUUUUCUACCAAUUUUCAUCUAUGUUUUAGUUCAUUGUGGUUUUCUUUCAGCUGAAAUAGAAGCUGAAUUCAUGUGGGGCCUUCUUCAUCCUUCCCUCCUCUCAGGUGAAGGUGGUUACUAUUUAACUACCCUCUCUUCAUGUCUUCAUGUGAUUAAAAAUAUGUCAGAAACUGAGAUGACAUUAAUUGAUCAACAAAAUUUAUCUACAACAACCGAUGAACACAAUUUAACCGCAUCAACAAGUUUAUUAUCAUCUUCAAUUGCAUCCAUUUCACCAUCACCUCCAGCCACACCUAGUAUUAUGGGAAUCGCUACAGGAACCUCAAGUUCAUCAAGUCUGGUUACCUCUAUGACUCCCUCCCGAUUAGCCAGUGUCACUGAUUUACAAGGUUACAUGAAAAUAAUGAUUCCAAAUGAACUUUCCUGUUCAAUUGUUACCAAAACACUGCCCGUAAGACCAAGUAUGACAACUAAGGAUGUUUGUAAAAUGAUUGCUCAUAAAUUCAAUCAAACUAAUUCAGAGGAUUAUGGACUAUUCCAGAUAACUGGUGAUGGAAGUGAAACUCAAUUAGAGCCAAAUGAUUUACCUCAAGCAAUUAAAUCAGAAACAAUUAAAUCUGGUAAAUUGUCAACUUUUGCUUACAAGAGGAUUGAUGUUAAAUUUAUUUGGCCUAAAAUGGAUGAUCAAUGAUUAAUUACAAAACACACACAAUUAAUGAACCAAUUAAUCUUAUCAUUACAAUCAAACAUGAUGAUGAUCAUCUCUCAAUUGCCAACAAUUUAAAUCAUCUAUAUAUCUUAUCACACAUAAUAUUAUUAAUUUUUUCUCAAGCCAAUACUUAUACAUACACAGCGAAAAAGGCGGAAAAUAUAUGGAUAAAAAAUUGGAAAAAAAAUCUACAAUUAAGUCAAAUUAUGUUCACUUUAUAUGAAACAAUUUAUAAAUAAUAUACAUAUUUACAUAUUCAUUUAAUCAAUGUAAACAUCUCACACAAUCGAGGAAUUAACCUCAUCCUUCCUAAAGACUCAUUUUCUUACGAAAUCUUGAUAACUUUCUUUUUUCUCGAAUAUGGAAAAUUAAGGCUCACUAAUCAAUAUUUUUUUCAUCUCAACAAUUAAUACAAAAUAAUCAAAUCUAAAA
Messenger RNA from Panonychus citri (citrus red mite), 6030 nucleotides. RefSeq names its product protein sprint-like (gene spri). Lineage: Eukaryota; Metazoa; Arthropoda; Arachnida; Trombidiformes; Tetranychidae. The transcript is spliced from 2 exons. Gene Ontology annotation, molecular function: small GTPase binding; guanyl-nucleotide exchange factor activity. Gene Ontology annotation, biological process: signal transduction; vesicle-mediated transport. The record is from RefSeq and is a predicted model, not a curated record. Gene Ontology annotation, cellular component: endocytic vesicle; cytosol. The coding region runs from base 466 to 5580 and encodes 1704 amino acids.